Rubroshorea leprosula is the source of this 527-nucleotide messenger RNA. The record is from the annotation of a GenBank genome assembly. NCBI's taxonomy places the organism in Eukaryota, Viridiplantae, Streptophyta, Magnoliopsida, Malvales, Dipterocarpaceae.
CACUCUUUUCAGACAAUUUCCGCAGGAAUUUCUUCUGUGUGUUUUUUUGGUUAUUUCGAGGGUCUUUCUCCUUUCCUCUCAGAUGGUAAGGGGAGGGAAGGUUAGUGGCAGAAGCAAUUUCAGGAAAAGGGUUGGGUCAAAAGAUGAGGGUUCUGAUGAUUCGGAUGAAGAUUAUGUGGUUUCUGCAGAGGAAUAUGAAGUAAGUGAUGAUUCGGAGUACUGUUCUUUAGAUGAAUGUGCAUCAGAGGAGAGUUUUGCUGAUGGGGAUGAGGAGGAAAAGAAAGAGGUGAGAAAGGUCGUUUGGCCGAGGGUAAGGCGUGGAUCUUUUGCUAAGGAGAAAGUUGGAGAUAAGACAUCACAAAAGAGAAGACGGUUGACUUGUGAAGAAGAGGAUGAUGAGGAUUAUGAGGGGGAGAAGGAGGAGAGUUUAGGUAGUUUUGCUGAAGGGGAUGAGGAAGAAGAGAAAGAGAAAGAGGUGAGAGAGGUUGUUGGGACGACAGUAAGACGGGGUUCUUUUGCUAGGGAGA